Messenger RNA from Spodoptera litura, 971 nucleotides. RefSeq lists its product as uncharacterized. The record is from RefSeq and is a predicted model, not a curated record. Gene Ontology annotation, cellular component: nucleosome. Gene Ontology annotation, molecular function: DNA binding; structural constituent of chromatin. Gene Ontology annotation, biological process: nucleosome assembly. Lineage: Eukaryota; Metazoa; Arthropoda; Insecta; Lepidoptera; Noctuidae.
AAUGUACAGCAACUUAAGCGACUAUUUAAAUUUUUCCCGACCGAAAACCGUUGUUUUGAACUUUUCUGCAACAAAACACAACAAUAUGGCGUCAGAGGAAGAAUCUGAUAUUGAGUUACAAUCAAAAUUACCGAAAGUAAACAAUAAGAAAAUGCCGAAAAGUCCUUCCGAAGAAUUACUUCAAAAAAAGCAAGAAAAGAAAUUAUCAACGAAGGAAAUGAUUAAUCAAGCUCUUAUUGAUCUUAAUUCACGUAAAGGUGUAUCGUUGUAUGCCAUCAAAAAGUAUAUAACUGAGAAAUAUAGCGUUGAUACUGACAAACUAAACUAUUUUAUCAAGAAAUAUAUAAAAACUGCUGUCGAGAAUGGAAGCAUCGUACAAACGAAAGGAAUCGGCGCCUCCGGAUCUUUCAAACUAGUCCCAAUCAAGAAAAAACCAAAAACAGACAAGAAACCAAAAGACAAAUCCAAAGAAAAACCGACAAAAGAAAAAGAUUCGGACAAAAUGAAGAAAAUUAAAGAAAAAACGAAAAAGAUUGUUGAAAACGGGGCAAAGAAGAUGACUAGUUCGAAGGUAGACAAAGAAAAAGUGAUAAAACCGAAGAAAGUAAUGGAGAAAGAAAAGAAAAUAAAACCAAAGGCAAAAGAUGGAGUUGAGAAAGAAGUUAAAGUGAAAAAAGUAAAAAAGACAAAAGAAAAACAGACUCCAGUUAAGAAAAAGAGCUUGAUGAAGAGAAAAAGCGUUGGAUCCAUAAUAAAAAAACCCAAAAUGAAACCAGCUAUGAAAGCUUGAAGAUAUUCAAUUAAAAUGACAUUUUAUUUGUUGAUUAUUUAAACUAAAUUAUUAUUAAUGUUUUUAAAAUAUAAGUAUUUGAUUUUUAUAAUCUGUGUUACUGAUUUUCCUGUGUUUAACUUAACAUGAAAAAUAUAGAUGUCAAAAAUCCGACCACAAACACGACUCGAGAAUUUAAAUG